AACAUUUAUUUAUAUCUGUAUAAAUAAAUACAUUUAUGUCAGUCUGUAAUUGUUUGUUUAUUAUAUGUUGAGAGGGGCAUUGGCACCACUCGCAUCUCCCAUUGUUCUGGUUUUUAUGUAAAUGGGCUAACAUUGAGGGGUCAAGAAGGAGGUCCAUGUCUGGGCCACGUGAUGGAAAAUUCCCAGGACUUGACUGACCUCUGGUCAUUUUGGCUUAAGGGAUAGAAGCGUGUGAUUGGUCAGCCAAUCAGCAGCCACGUAGCCCAGCCACCGGACCUAUCACAGAGGAGAUUGACCCUCAGUAGCGUCACCUCCAUUGGGAAAAUCAAGUGUAAAAGUUUAUCUCCACUGAUGGAAGUUUUUUAACACUUUUGAUUUGACUUUUGAUUUUCUUUUAUUUGAAGUGGAAAUCGAACUUUUCGAUUUGUGUUUUACGUCCAUCUGUAAGACAGACCCUGGUGGUUACAUAAGGAGGAUAUCUCGCUGCUACAAGGUAAAUUCAAUCCGGUUUUUAUAUGCCUGUUAGGCCUAGCUAGCCUACGGAGGUAUUUAUAUACGGCGAUCGGAAUAUCCCGCCUCAUAUAGAUUUUAAGAAUGGUUUUGCUUGCCUUAGUGCUAGGACAUUCUUUUGUACGUCGAUUAGGCUGUUUUGCGUCUACUCCUGACAAUGAUUUUAAUAAUUUCAACUUUGACGGAAACGUGAUUCAAGUUUCGUGUACUGGUGUCGGUGGAGGUACUGUAUACCCAGGCCCAAAGUGUUUACAACUUCCUUCGGAUAUAUAUACGUCCUAUCCUCCCGAUAUUGUGUUCAUACAAGCUGGAGGCAACGAUUUAUCAAAGCCUAGCUGUCAUCCAGUUGAUCUAGCAAAUGCCAUACUGAACUUGGCGUACCGUGUUUCGAACGCGCCCUCGGUUCGGAGAGUUGUAAUCGGACAGUUACUGCCUCGUUUUAACGACAAUGGCGAGUACAACACAAAACUUCCUGUAGUCAACAAUUCGCUAGCAUCUUCGGUAGAUGGGAUCACUAUUGUGUUUUGGAAACAUCGAGGUUUCUGGCAAGACUCUAGGGCACUCUACGCGAGAGAUAACGUUCACUUAAAUUCGAUGGGCAUGAAAAAAUAUGCGAGGAGCGUCAGAUCGGCGAUAGGCUCUCAAGCGAAGACGAUAAUGCUACAGUGAAACAGUGCCAACAUGAGUAAAUUGGUAGUCACUGUGGGACAGACUAAAGUCAAGAUGUCUGGCAAACCACCUCCCAAAAAGCGUCAACGUGUAGCGAUGACAACAUCAAAGUCCAAAAAGUCCUCCACACCACGCAAAGCGACAAGAAUUACCACACCACCAGUUCCUGAGGCGAUGUACAAUGAAGAAAACUCUGUUCCACCAGCUGACCAGCUACAGGGACCUGUCCAAUCUCCCCUGUCAGGGGUCAACAUCGCAGAUAUUGUAAGUCAGGUGGUCCAACAAGUACGACAGGAAACAGCAACCAUAGUGGCUGAUGUUGUGAACCAGGUCCUGAGUGCAAAGGGACUUAGUGGGCCAUCCACGGCUCAAAAUGAAUCUAGUGAAGAACAAACGCAUAGUGCUCGUGACAUUGACCAGCUGGCUGUCCCACACCAAUCAACUGCACAUAAUCAGGAGGACAUUAAUGGUUUACCUGCCAUUCAAAGAAUGUUUGAAGGUGAAGACAUUGCUAAUAGACCUGCAAAUGAGGCUUUUUUAACAUGUACCUCAUCUCUCCCUUUAGGGUACAAUGUCUCUGACAAAAUCAGAGCGAAAAUUAUGGAAAACGAAUUUAUUGAAUUUGGUGAGCUAGUUUUUCCGUCCUAUGAAUCUGAACAAACAAAACUAAAGUUGACCUAUGAGGGUAAUGGGCUUGGCUUGACAGCUAGUUCCAAAGCAAAAUCAGUUGCAAACAUCAGUCAAUGGAAUCAGGCCUUUGACAUUUUCGUGUCAAUUUAUACGGAAAAGUUUCCAGAAAAGAUAUCUCAUCUGUUGAAGUAUGGAAACACUAUGAGAUUGUUAAAUCAAAAUUAUGGAUUUCAAGCUGUCAAAUUUUAUGAUGAAAAUUUUAGAAAAUUGCGUCGUACUCAACCAGUCAACUGGAACAUAGUACAUGACGAAUUAUGGCGUAUGGCCGCCAUGCGCAUAAAUCAUGUACAAACACCAUAUGGAAAACCCAAUCAAGCCAAGCCCUUUUCCCAGAACUCUCAGCCCUUUCGAGGGAAGUUCCAGCAAAAGCCUAAACUUCCCUAUGGCUAUUGUUGGGGAUUCGCACUUGAAGGGACCUGUAAGCAUGGAUCUUCCUGUAGAUUCAAACACGAGUGUUGUGUGUGCGGCAAAAAAAUUGCCACCAAGAACUGCCACUGGCCUAUCAACCAGUCCCAGCUUAGACACAAUAAUGUUAACUCUACCAACCCCAAUUCACGCAAAGCGCAUGAGAAGUCUUCUUCUUAA
This is a messenger RNA of Pecten maximus, 2454 nucleotides long. RefSeq lists its product as uncharacterized. The record is from RefSeq and is a predicted model, not a curated record. The transcript has 2 exons. Bases 1192 to 2454 code for a protein of 420 amino acids. NCBI's taxonomy places the organism in Eukaryota, Metazoa, Mollusca, Bivalvia, Pectinida, Pectinidae. Gene Ontology annotation, molecular function: metal ion binding.